Molecule: messenger RNA, 396 nt
Organism: Sclerotinia sclerotiorum 1980 UF-70
Lineage: Eukaryota; Fungi; Ascomycota; Leotiomycetes; Helotiales; Sclerotiniaceae
Exons: 5
Coding region: 1-396 (131 amino acids)
Source: RefSeq, a predicted model, not a curated record
AUGGCUAAGGAUACAAUUCAAGAUGCCGUACUAGUUACUCGAGCUUGGGAAUCUCGUAUAUUUGGAUCGAUGCACUUUGUAUCCUUCAAGAUGAAUGGUAUGAUAAUUAGUGAAGACGAAUAUAACUGGCCUUGGAUUAAACGGGACUGGAUAUUAAUUUCAAGAGGGACUGAUUACUUCUCAAUCGUUUAUUGUACCACGCCGCUUCUCAAAUUAUCUGGAAAUGCUGAACAUUUCGUUUGUGGUAUGACCUCGUCGAGGAUUAUACUCAGAGAAGGUUUGAUUCGGAUCAGCCAUCGUCUCGUGGCCAUCUCAGGUCUAGCUAGAAUAUAUAGCGACAUGAUUCAGAACCCUGCAUACGUGGCUAGAGGCUCGAGCUGGAUCGGUGUUGGAUAA